AUUAGUAGAAGGUAAUAGGAAGACAAUUGUUCAAUGUUACGCCCUUAAAUAUGCCACGAACCAUAAGGUCCAGAGAUGUAGUCGCAACGCUGAAACCUACUCCAGAUCACACGUGUAGCCCACUGUCACGCUGUAUACGUUCUUUGCCUACAGAUGUGCGUGUUUGGGGGUCCUCACUCAUUGAACUAAAGCCAAGGUUAAUUAAAGGAAUAGUGCAGCGAAAUGUUUUGGCUUUUCAUAGACGUUUCAAACGUGUUGAAUUGAUAUCCAAUGGCCGUCGGGUGAAUCCAAAUGCCAUUCAGUUAAGUACUCUAAGGCCUCAGCUUGCUGGAGGGGAUUUAUUUAUUGCAGCGCCGCAACGUAGCGGUAAAACGUUAUUAUACCUACUUCCUGAAGCAUUACGUCAGGCUUACGGUAGUGAUAAUACAAACGUGCAAUUUAAACACAAGGUUUUGGUGAUUGUGCCUACAGUGGAUUUAGUUCUGCUUGGUAGUAGAUCUGCUUUUGGUGUUUUACGUCAAUCGUCUAGAGUCCUAGGAUUGUACUACAAGAAUAUCAUCAGUGGAGAGCAUGCAAACUUAGUAUCGGAAGCCGAUAUCAUAUACACCACGCCUAAUUGUGCUUUGAAGGCCAUUCUUGGCUCUCCUAACAUUUUUAAAGAUGUUAGAGUUCUGGUCCUUGAUGAAGUACACCGGCUAUUAAAAGCACAGUCUGCGUCGAUUGUUUUAAGGGUUAAAUCAUUGUUGCAGGCAGAUGUUCAAACCAUUGCAUUGGCGCCUCGAAAUGAUCACAUGUUGCGAGAAAUCGUGACUCGAGCUCUAAGGGUGGACAUGAGAUUAAUAUCGUUCUGUGGAGACCACGGUGGACAAAGGGUCACCCGGCAUAUUUGGGGUCCUCAGCGCAGUUCAAAAUCUGCUGAAUUGGCUCUAAUGGAUUUAAGUGGACCAACCACUGUGGAACAUACCAACACGCUUGAGAACAAGGUCCAUCGUACUAGACUCCAUAUUCUCGAACAUUCUAGAACUACGGAUCUCUAUGUAGGAGACUUCCAUAAAUGUGAAUAUAUUUUAGUAGAGCCUUACAAAUUAGCUGAACUUGUGAAUUGGAGUUUAGGUAUAGGUACCAAAUCUGUGGUAUUCUUUCCGACCGUUAGGAUGACUCAAUUUUGCUAUAUUUAUUUCAAGCAUUUUAGGCAAUACGACAACAAUGUUUAUGCUCUGCAUGGUGGAUUAUCCCAAGAAAAACGGCGUUAUUCCAUAGAUAUGUUUACGACCAUUAAUAAAGGCGUACUCUUCUCUACGGACAUUGGGUCGUUAGGUCUUAAUUUAGGUACUAUCGAUACUGUGAUACAUGUCGGUGCUCCGGAAUCGGUUGAUACGUUAUCAGAUCGUGUUAAUACUGUCAAUGGAGAUUUAAAUGGAGCACGUAAUAUAUUCUUAUUACACGACCUUGAUGCCCAUGUGCUCUAUGAGGCUUCGCAGCACAAUUGCGACAUAAGACCAACUACCGAUAAGAGUUACACUAAUAGUCAUUUUGAUGUGCAGCAUACCUGGGUGGAAAAUCCCUGUUACCGGGCUUCCUGUGAAUUGAUGUACCGAUCGCUAAUUGGCUACUACUGCAAUCAGGCAUAUAGGCUUAAAUUCGAGCGCUGGCAAGUACCUAGCCUGGUUAACGAAAUUGUUAAAUCAUUUGGAUUCACCGAUACAUUUAGUGUUACGAGGCAGUUUGCAUCCCGACUACAACUCUGGGAUGCUCCGGGUCUUGUCAUAGAACGAACAGCCCCAAUGAAGACUGAGCUUCAGGCAGCUGCGGCAGGUUACCCUGGUUUUCGUUCAAGAUAUUUACAAACUAAUGUGGCAAAUGUCGAUCAGCAUUUGAAACUUCGACCGCAAGAGGUCUAAUGUUAUAUCGGACACUUUAACGUAGCAUCC
Messenger RNA from Babesia bovis T2Bo, 1931 nucleotides. RefSeq names its product DEAD/DEAH box helicase family protein. Gene Ontology annotation, molecular function: nucleic acid binding; ATP binding. The transcript has a single exon. Gene Ontology annotation, biological process: ribosome biogenesis. Lineage: Eukaryota; Apicomplexa; Aconoidasida; Piroplasmida; Babesiidae. Bases 51 to 1901 code for a protein of 616 amino acids. The record is from RefSeq and is a predicted model, not a curated record. Gene Ontology annotation, cellular component: nucleus.